AUGAAUACGUUCGUGGUAACCGGGGAUUUGCUAGAUUUCACGGAUUACAAAGGACCAUUGACGUCCUCUGAAGGGAAAGAGAACCAAAAGCCUUAUCUCUCAACGUCAGCAUUCCCUAACCCAAGGGUCUUGUCAACUCCUUCAAAAACGACAAUGAUGGUCAUACCAGUAAGCCAGCACAAAUUGAUAAAGAUAAGGCGAAUCAAUCGUCAGAAGCUGACCCGUCUUGCCUUCUACUGCUCACUGGGCGCAUGCAUUAACAACGGCAUCAGUAGCUCCACGAAUAACUGGCUGUACACGUCUGAAGUACUAAAAUAUUACGUGUCCCCGAACAACACUCAAGGAUAUGACGAUUCACAGCCUCAACGACCAAGUGUCUACUUCAAAAACGCCUCCUUGGGACCGUGGCACAGUGAAAACCCUAUUCAAUAUCCCAGUUCAGAAUCGAUCAGGCGUGCGUUCGUCAUCAUGAUGAUAGGCAUGGUACUAGAUGUCGCCGGACUGAUUAUGGCCAUCAUUUGCAAUGUGCUGCCAAACCCAUACAGCUCUCUGUUCGUCUCCACCGUCAUCCACAUCAAUGCAGGCAUAGUAAACUUCCUUUGCAUAAUCGUCUUCAUGUCUGCGGUGUCAAAGGAAGUGGGGAACAAGAUCCAUCCGGCCAGCGAAAUGGAUGAUCCUCUGUUUCAUUUCGAAUACGGAUUCUCAUUCAUUCUGCUCAAGAGCUCAUUUCUACUCACUGAACUCGCGGCGCUCUUCUCAAUCGUCGUCUACAUGGCCAAACGAGACGAACGCACAUUCAAUCGAUACAAAAUUCGGAGUCUUCUGAAUUUCAGCGUAAGAAACUACGCCAGAAGCCGGUCAAUGAUCAAUGAAAAUGAAGAUGUGAAACUCUAA
Molecule: messenger RNA, 894 nt
Organism: Ostertagia ostertagi
Lineage: Eukaryota; Metazoa; Nematoda; Chromadorea; Rhabditida; Trichostrongylidae
Source: the annotation of a GenBank genome assembly